Molecule: messenger RNA, 291 nt
Organism: Chiloscyllium plagiosum (whitespotted bambooshark)
Lineage: Eukaryota; Metazoa; Chordata; Chondrichthyes; Orectolobiformes; Hemiscylliidae
Source: RefSeq, a predicted model, not a curated record
CUCCAUCAUCUCCACCUUCAACAUCUGAGGAAACUACUUCAACAGAACCAUCUACAACUAUAACCACAUCUGAGACCACAUCAUUCUCAACAGAAUAUGUGACAUCUUCUGGGACCUCUGAAGGAAGCACUUCCACAGGGCCAAUCACCUCUGAGAUUACUUCGACAGCUUCCACAACACCAGAAACAACAGAAUAUGUGACAUCUUCCGGGACCUCAGAAGGAAGUACUUCCACAGGGGCAACCACCUCUGAGAUUACUUCGACAUUUUCCACAACACCAGAAACAACAG